Messenger RNA from Nematolebias whitei (Rio pearlfish), 1150 nucleotides. RefSeq names its product vascular endothelial growth factor Ba (gene vegfba). Gene Ontology annotation, cellular component: membrane. Lineage: Eukaryota; Metazoa; Chordata; Actinopteri; Cyprinodontiformes; Rivulidae. Gene Ontology annotation, biological process: induction of positive chemotaxis; response to hypoxia; vascular endothelial growth factor signaling pathway. The record is from RefSeq and is a predicted model, not a curated record. The coding region runs from base 195 to 971 and encodes 258 amino acids. The transcript is spliced from 8 exons. Gene Ontology annotation, molecular function: growth factor activity; chemoattractant activity; vascular endothelial growth factor receptor binding.
AAGCAAAGUUAAUAUUCCAACAGCGAUGAUGCCACCCUGGGAGCGCUUCCACGGAAGGGAGACUGGAGAAUGAAAACUGGAUUCAUGCGUCUUGAACCCAAGAGAGGGAAGCACCAGCAGCAUUUAUUUUAUUUUUAUUAAUUGUAAGGAAAAAUAUAUACUUUUAUAGGUGCGUCUUUUUGGACUCGUGCACAAUGGGGAUUAUGCUUCAAGUUAUUUUAGGAAUCUUUCAGUUCCUGCUGCUUACCAGAAUACCGACCUUCCACGCCAAGCUUGCUCACUGGCGGCCUGCAGACUCCCCCAAGUCCAGAGAAGGUCGAGAAGUGCGGCGGUGGUUGGAGGUGUAUUCCCGGAGUGGCUGCGAACCUCGGGACACUCUGGUGGAGGUUUGGCGAGAGCUGCCGGGAGAGAUCCACCAUCUCUUCAUCCCGUCCUGCGUGUCUGUGAGGCGGUGUGGAGGCUGCUGUGCUGACGAGGCUCUGGAGUGCGUGCCUUCGCUCACGCACACACUCACUAUGGAGCUGAUGAGAACGUCCUUCAUGAAACACGAGCUUAUUGAGCUGACCUUCGUUGAGCACAGCCAGUGCGAGUGCAGAUUAAAAGAACAGCUCCAGCCAACACCAACUACAAGGCCCCACCUAAAGCCAGCGAGAAAACAGAAGAAAGGCGAGGGCAGGAGGCCCAAGCAGAAGAAGCCUGAAGCCGUCAGAUUUGUAACCCAUGCUUCUCCAGCUCCUCCUUCCACGUCUUCUCCUUCCACACCCUCUCCUCCUUCGUCGCCUCCUCCUACCACUCUACCUCCUUCACCCUCGCCCUCCCCGACUCCUCGAUGCCGCCCCUGCAGAGGAAGGAAGUGGGCCCUGGAUGCGACCUCAUGUCAGUGCAGAUGCACCAUCCGAGCUGAGAACUGCAGGAGAAAAGGCCAGAGUCUCAACGGUCGUCGCUGCAAAUGUGAAGCAACCAGGACUUGACAGGUCCAGCCACUUUCUUCCAACUCCACCAGCUCCUUCUCGAUUCAUUUCCCACGCUCAGCAACGGCGAUGCCUGAACAUCCAGCAUCUCAAACUGAAGGAUGUAUUUGUAGAAGCACACACUAAAACCUGUACGAGUGCAUCAUCACACCCUAAAUGUGCUGUGUUUCUGCAUGUGU